Suillus subalutaceus is the source of this 663-nucleotide messenger RNA. RefSeq lists its product as uncharacterized. NCBI's taxonomy places the organism in Eukaryota, Fungi, Basidiomycota, Agaricomycetes, Boletales, Suillaceae. The coding region runs from base 1 to 663 and encodes 220 amino acids. The transcript has 2 exons. The record is from RefSeq and is a predicted model, not a curated record.
AUGGCGACUUAUACUCGCCGCACUCACUCAAAGUCUUGGCCUUGUCCUUUGCCUGUCACUGCUGCCGCAGAUACAGAUGAAGAUAUGGACUCUGCCCUGCCGGCCACAACUUCAGGGGCACCUGUACUAGGCACCGUCCCUCCUUCCGCCGGCACCAUCAUUCUCAUCGCCAAGUCCUCCACUACCGCCACCACAACUGACACUAGCGCCAACACCAGGGAAUCUGUCCUUGCCCUCAAGGAGGAACUGGACUUGCUGAAAGCCAUGGUUGCUGGCUUAGUGGAGAAGGUUGGUUCUGGGGAGAAGCUUCUGCAGCAUUCCAAUGACCAAUUGGCCGAGCAAGAGGCUCGUUCAAAACUCCUUGCCGAGCAGUUGGAUGAUCUUCGCUGCGAGUUGCGCCUGCCAACACUCCCAUUGGCUGCUGAGGUUUCUCUGCCCAGCAAUGCCAUUAAUGGAGAGCAAGAGGAACCUGCUGAGUCGGUGUUGGUGACAUUGGUGCCAGGAGAACAAGAGGAACCUGCUGAGUCAGUGUCAGUGACAUCACCCCCUGGAGAGCAAGAGCAAUCUGCUGAGUCGAUGUCUUUGACAUCAUAUCCUAUGAGUGUUGGAGAGCAAGAGCAAUCUGUGGAGUUGGUGUCUGUAACAUCAGCUACACCGGAGUAA